AUGAGCAUUCUCGACGACUCGGACAUAAUUCAAGCUUUCAAAGUAAAAGCACCAAUAUCACUCACGUAUGAUGAUCAAUUAUAUGAAAGCGUCGCAAUCGAAGUAAAGAUCCAAGGACGACGCUUUAGAAAAUUAUUAAACAGAAGUUACUUGAACAGUAAAAGAUCCUCAAAUGUAGCGAGUGAGAUAAUUGAUUAUAUUCAUGAAAUAAACUCGGUAAAUUUACCAGAUACUGAAAAAAAACGAGUUUUUUAUAAAUUGAAGAAUUCUUGUUCUCGAAUUGUUGAUGAGUGCAAAAAUUUAAGCAACGAAUAUGAGGAGAUUACCAAAAGCUUGGCAAAUAUAUACGAACAAUUACGUACCGCCCAACGUAAAAAAAUUGAAUCUUACGCGCCUGACUAUCCAAACGAUCCAUUCUACAAGUUACACUUAUUAUUCAUCAACAAGUUACACUUAUUCAUCAACAAGUUGCAAUUAUUCAUCGUCGAGAACGUGCCAUUUUUAUCAUACGCUAUACAAUUUUAUAAAAAGCAAUCUUCAUCCAUAGAUUUGAGAUCUCGAUAUGAAGCGAUUACCAAAAGCUUGGCAAAAAUAUACGAACAACUACAUGCUGCCCAACGUAAAAUAAUUGAAUAUAUCGCAAAAUAUCAUCGCUCUUCUGUAUUUUCUAGACUUUCGAAAAUAAUUGAUCUAUUAGGUCAAAUUUACGCGCCUGACUAUCCAAAUGAUCCAUUCUACGAGCAACAAUUAAUCAUCGUCGAGCGCGUGACAUCUUUAUCAUGCAUCACACACUUUUAUAAAAAGCUAUCUACAUCCACGGAUUUGGGAUCUCGAAGUGGAAAUUCAUCUGAUGCGUUGCUUGUUAUAAAUAAAUCUACAUCCACAGGUUUUGAAUCUCGAAGUGAAAAUUCAUUUGACGCGUUACUUUCUAUAAAGAAAUUGCAAGAUAAUUUAGACAUUAUAGUUCAGUUAGUAAAAGAUUUUGAAAACUACUGGGUGACUAUUGACAAACAGAUAAACAAAACAUCAAAUAUAAAGCGUCAUUAUGCUUCAAUUGAUAGAUUAACGAAAAAUUUAGAUCAGGAAGAAGUAAACUUAAUUAUUGAAGAAUGGGAAACAUUACAUCAUUUAUUUGAGUCGUAUGCCACGGAUAUUAAUAAAGUUUUAGACCACACUUUGUAA
Ambispora gerdemannii is the source of this 1182-nucleotide messenger RNA. The record is from the annotation of a GenBank genome assembly. Lineage: Eukaryota; Fungi; Glomeromycota; Glomeromycetes; Archaeosporales; Ambisporaceae.